Meleagris gallopavo (turkey) is the source of this 614-nucleotide messenger RNA. The record is from RefSeq and is a predicted model, not a curated record. Lineage: Eukaryota; Metazoa; Chordata; Aves; Galliformes; Phasianidae.
AUGUACUGCAAUAAUAUAUUUUGUUUCAGAGCUCUCCAUCCACCAUGUUGCCCUGUGGACCAGCUUUGACCUUUGUUCGGUGUCUGGUGCGUAAGAAGAAUGUCAAGGGGGAAGGUCUUGAGGACUCGUUGUGCCGAUGCUUAUCUACGCUGGACCUUAUAGCACUGGGAGUUGGAAGUACCCUUGGUGCUGGUGUCUAUGUCCUUGCUGGAGAAGUUGCCAAAUCGAAUUCUGGACCUAGCAUUGUUGUUUCCUUCCUCAUUGCUGCCUUGGCAUCUGUGAUGGCAGGUCUCUGCUAUGCUGAGUUUGGUGCUCGUGUUCCCAAGACUGGUUCUGCGUAUUUGUAUACUUACGUAGCUGUUGGUGAACUGUGGGCCUUUAUCACUGGUUGGAAUCUCAUUUUAUCCUAUGUUAUAGGUACAUCGAGUGUAGCAAGAGCCUGGAGUGGCACCUUUGAUGAACUUCUUGGGAAACAGAUUGGUCACUUCUUCAGAACCUACUUCAAAAUGAAUUACCCUGGUCUGGCAGAGUAUCCUGACUUCUUUGCUGUAUUCCUUAUAUUGCUCUUGUCAGGUAAAAGACAAAUAUCUCGUUUAUGAUGGUUGUAAUGUCAG